Molecule: messenger RNA, 420 nt
Organism: Eurypyga helias (sunbittern)
Lineage: Eukaryota; Metazoa; Chordata; Aves; Eurypygiformes; Eurypygidae
Product: voltage-dependent L-type calcium channel subunit beta-4-like
Exons: 4
Biological process (GO): calcium ion transmembrane transport; neuromuscular junction development; chemical synaptic transmission
Cellular component (GO): voltage-gated calcium channel complex
Molecular function (GO): high voltage-gated calcium channel activity
Source: RefSeq, a predicted model, not a curated record
GAUAUCGAUAACCCGGGUGACAGCUGACAUUUCUCUUGCGAAGAGGUCUGUUCUGAAUAAUCCCAGCAAGAGGGCAAUAAUUGAGCGCUCCAACACAAGAUCCAGCUUAGCUGAAGUUCAGAGUGAAAUCGAGAGAAUCUUUGAGCUGGCCAGGUCCUUGCAGCUGGUUGUCCUGGACGCAGACACGAUCAAUCACCCCGCACAGCUUAUCAAGACGUCUUUAGCACCAAUCAUUGUCCACGUUAAAGUGUCUUCUCCAAAGGUUUUGCAGCGACUGAUUAAAUCCAGAGGGAAGUCGCAGAGUAAACACCUGAACGUUCAGUUGGUGGCAGCCGAUAAACUUGCGCAAUGCCCACCAGAAAUGUUUGAUGUGAUCCUGGAUGAAAAUCAGCUGGAAGAUGCUUGCGAGCACCUGGCAGA